GCUAUGAAGCUUUCUUAGCAGCCUGUCACACCAUUACUCUGCCAUGACAACUAUGGAACGGUCAGACAGAAUGCUAUUCAUAUCGGAAUCUCCAGCAGAUAGGAGUUUUGACAGUAAGAUGACCAGUUACAACCAACAGUCGACAAUGACGGAAGUCCACAUGGUUGGGACAGAGACAAACAAUGUUGCUGUUAAUCGGGUGUGGGGCCCCCCAACUGGGAAGGCAACUGCAGAGAUUCGCCACGUCAAUGUCAACAUGGACGCCAACCAUAAUGUGAAACCCUCUGAAUUUCUACAGAAGACUAGUCAUUCUUCGUUUUCUUCGUCUUCGAGUUCGUCUCUGCCACCACAAACCACAAUGAAAUCGUACUCCUCUGUAUCGUCUUCAGCCUCACUUCCACAAACAACACCCCACAUGCGGCGGAUCCAGUCAGAAAGUGCAGCAGCAGAAAUGCGUCCUGAGGUUGGGCGGGAGCAUGCCACUGCACAAAUGCGAGGGGUUGGGACAGAAAAUGUGACAGCUCAGAUGUGGGGGACAGAGAGCGUGCAUGCUGAGUACCGAGACACUGGGCAUGCAACAGUCACCACAGAGGUCAAACAUAGAGAAAAUGGCGAGAAGAAAGUGACCAUUACAGAGAAUGGUCAAUGUACAUGCUGUCCCUAUGGUUACCAUAUAGACUUGGAUUUCGUCAACUACUGUGACAGUUUGAAUGAUCCUGCCUAUUUGAAAAAGUUAAAGAGGUUACAACGAGAAAAGCGCAAACUUCGUAAAUCUAUGGAAGUUUACCUCCAACAACAGGAGAGUUCUGGUAACCAACAAACAGAAACUGUCGAGCAGAUAAGUCUUGUGCCACUCAACCAACAAAGUGCACCAGCCAAUCAAGUACUGGAUGAGAUUGACUCCUCUGUAGAUGCCACAUUAGCCUCAAUUAACACAAUGAUGUAUACAUCUGCUCAUGGCCGUCUCAUGAGCUCUGAGAGUGAGGGAACAUCAAGCUCCACAAGUCCUCAAAAUACAGAAAAGUUCAAUACAUUUCCACGAAAUCGUGGUAAAAACAUCCAAGAAGAAAUAAAUCAAUUCAAUACAUCUUUCGAGAUGCAAAGAGGACGAACAGACUCCCAAAGUUCCUUAUCUUCAAUUUCUACAAUUGCAAGUGAAAGAAAUAUUCCAACACAGAGUGUAUCAACUUAUAAUCACACAGGGGGUAGCAACUAUGGUCAGAGUACGGUCACUACAGAAACAAGUUACUCCCGUUUUACACACAUCACAUCUGAACAGUUGGCAGCUACCAUGGCAACACAUUUACCAACCCCAGAAGAUGGUGCUGCCUCCUCUCAUUCUACGACAACAAGCAUCAGUAAAUCCUCACUACAUGAAGUCCGAGAGGUGAUGGCAAUGAGUCUACAGAGGAUGAGGGAACUAGAGGAACAACUGAAGGCCAUCCCAGUUCUACAGGUGCGUAUUUCAGUCCUUAAGGAGGAGAAGCGUCUCCUUAUGUUACAGCAGAAAGCUCGGGAGUCAAAGAUGAACAUGCGUUCCAUUGGCGUUGGAGAUUCUCCUGUUGAGGAGGUUGUUAAACCGGUUAAGUCCCCAACAGUCAAGACUCCACCACCAGUCAUGCCAAAACCACGACUCAAAUCAAAGGCUGUUGGAGACAACAAUGUAAUGGUGCCAUACCUGGUUCAGCCUGAGCUACCACCUAGCUACACAGUAAGAGACAAUGAAACAUUCAUACAGGAAACAUAUGUGUUGGAGAGAGAACGUGGAAACACAGCACUAUACUCACCCUUCUCCAGAACACCAAAACCCCUAACCCGAACAAUAGGCAUUGGCGAUGCAAAUGUGCUGGAUGAUGGUUUAAAGAUACAUGAAAAAGAACUAAGAACUGUGAUUAUCGGGGAAGCAAAGUCUGUUGGUAAGCGUCAUGUUGGUGUUGAUUGUCGGGUUUCAACCAGAGAUGUUGGUGUGUCUAUUGCAAUUGAUGAGGAAAAGCCUUCUACGCGUACAGUUGGUGUAAAUGUUGACACAGGCUCCUUACUCACUUCACUAAGCUUCAAGGCUGAUGAGAUGAGGAGUGCGUUGAGGGAGGUACUACACAAAAAUGUUCGAAGUAUUGGUGUCAACUGUGAUUAUAGGGCUCAAACUAUGGAGAGAGGGGUACAGUUUUCGGAAUAUUCACUACGAACUGUAGGUGUUGGUGACUAUGAUGUUGAUAUAGAAUUACGGGCUCCUGUUCCCACAAGAACAGUUGGAAUUGAGGCUCAACCUCAUGUCAUAAAUAAAUCUGUAAACACUGACUAUGGCUGGAAGCUUGAUGCAAGCACCAACACAGUAAAACAGUACCAGGAAAACAGGUCAACCAUGACAGACAGGGCAAGACUGGGCAGUGCAGGGACCAUGACAGAGGCUGACAAAAUGUACUCCGGUGGCACACAGACAGAUGUUAUGAUGUUUAUGAGGAUGGAUCAACUGAAAAAUGCAGGUUGUAAUACAAAACGAAAAACCACUUAUAGUGAUAGCGUCCAAACAGACUUGAGUGAAGUUGUGUCUGAGGAUUAUGAACUGGAGGUCGUUUCAAAGAGCAGACGACCCAUUAAAACUAAUUCCUGGACUAACACAGAUGCAGAACCUCGAAAGUACAGCACAUCGAUGAAUACUGAGGAACCAAGAAAAUACAAUAAAUCUAUCAACACAGAGUCAGUAAGGACCAGAGACAUGGGAUGCAGUGAUGAUAAGGUAGACUCAUUCGUGUGUACUUUUAAUGAUGAAGAAAGAAUGGAGGAGACAACAGAGGAGAUCGUUACCUGGACAACAGAACAGGAAGUAAAGAGUGACUGGUCAGGUCAGGCCAAGGGUCAAACCAUUGAACGCCACUGGGAUGCAUCCCAAGACAAUAGCAGGAUGAAGAAAUCCAGAGAAAUCACAGAGGUUCCAGAAUCUUCUAUGGUCGUUGUGUCACAGAAAGCUACUAACUUGAUGUCAGCUUCUCCUAAAUACAAAGAUGAAAAGUCAUCGGAGACCUGGCAGGAUGAACGUAAUAUUCGUGAACGGGUUACACAGGUGAGUUCAGAUCAACAAAGUUGGCAGGAGGUUGAUCGAAGCCAAGAGGUAGUGGAAAAAAAGAUUACUAGCCAGGGUGGUGACACCUAUACAGUCACAACCAUCACACGGAAGACUCUAGGUGAACCAGAUGGUGAAAUGAGUGGAAAAGCCAAAGUUAAAAGUAUCAAAACUGGAGGCAACACUGAGAUCACAAAAGUUGCUGAUGAUAGUGGAUUGUCUGGUAUGAGUGGAACCCAACAAACAGUUACAACGAUAACACGAAGCACAAGUGGUUCAGGUGGUGGCAGACAAGUGGUGGAAGAAAACGUAGAACAAUCUAUGUCUGCUUCUCAACUGAAGGCUGAGCUUGAUCUCUUAGGGAGAUCAGGAGGGUCAUCGUCAUUGAUGAUGCAAGGGGGCUCAAUGGGGUCCACAGGUUCAUCAUCUGUAAUGAUGACCUCCUCCAGCAGUGGAGUGUCAGGAAUGACCUCUAGCAGUGGUCAAUCUGGUUCAGAUCUUAGUCUGAGUGGUCAGUCUUCAACUAGUGCCAGCAGUGAUGCCAGUGAGGAAGAGGAGGUGACAGAGUCUUUAGAAAUCAGGACAUACAGAACCUCAGAACUCCUUCCAGCUGGCAAGAGCUACUUUGAGCAGUAUGUUAGAUCAGGGGAGGGUGGAGACCAUGGUGUUACCAUUUUCAACACACAUGCUAUUGACUCAACCGAUGGCAGCUGCAAGUCUCUAAAGUCAUGUAUGAAGAAAAGUAAGUCCGACACACAGAUCAAGAGGGGCAUCACUUUUGCUGAAAAUGUGGUUGGAGGUUAUACAUCUAGUAGUGCUGGUGAUGAGAGUUCAGAGGAUGGGGAAUCUGACAGUGAGUCAACGACAAGUUACGAAGAAGGAUCAUAUGAUGGGCGUGAGGGCAGUAUUGUCUACCAGUGUAAGGAUGAUGAGGCCAUUGCACGAGGAAUGCCUGGAGCCAAAAUGUUUGACCAAAAUAUUCGGGAAACGUUUGAGUUGAGUAAAGAAAUGCAAACAUCUUCCUCUGUGCUGGCCAAGUACUUAGAGGACUCAACAGAGGUACAGACAAAGGAACUGAAUGCCAGCCUCAAUGUGAUACAGAAGGAGUGGUUUGGAAUCUCUAGUCAGAAGCUAUCGGAGCCCCACCAGGUAGAAGACUACCUGUCCAGCUUCAAUGAGAUUUCUCGGCGCCUUCUCGAGUAUAUUGUCAACAUGCAGGAUUCUAAUGGAAACACAGCCAUACACUACGCAGUGUCCCACUGUAAUUUCGAGAUAGUGAACCUGCUGCUGGACACAGGGAAGGUGGACCUGGACAAGCAGAACAAGGCUGGCUACACACCCACUAUGCUGGCUACAUUGGCCUACCCUCAAACAGAACGUCAGCAGGAAGUGGUCCAUCGCCUUUUCACCAUGGGCAAUAUCAACGCCCGGGCCUCCAAGGAUGGACAGACAGCACUAAUGUUAGCAGUGAGUCAAGGCCGCACAGAGAUGGUCAAGCUGCUCCUCCAAAAUGGGGCAAAUGUUAACGCCCAGGACAAUGAGGGGUCGACAGCCAUGAUGGUUGGAUGUGAACAUGGCUACACGGAAAUUGUCAAGUUAUUGAUGGCACAGCCUGAUUAUGACCCCUCUUUGGCAGACAAUGAUGGGAGUACCCCUCUGUCGAUAGCCAUGGAGGCAGGCCACAAGGACAUAGGAGUCUUAUUAUAUGCACAACUUAACUUUAAACGACAGGCACAAGCUUCUCCAGGUGUAACCAGGAGUAGAAAAUCUUCUCAUAACACUUCUCCAUUAGCCAGUCCAUCUUCUGUUCGGUAGCAGAAAGACACUUUUGAUUCGGACGUACAGCUAUGAUGUCAUGAAUGCUGGAGUUACCUCCCCUUGUCACUAAGACCACAGUCAUUCAUUAUAGGUGGACAUUUCAUUGUUAAACAAGAAGAUAUUACAUAUAGUGUGUUGCUCCAGAGGAUUUUAAUGAGACAAGCUGUUGUAACAAAUGCAUUUGCAUGAACUAUAGAUGGCAAAUGAAGUUAGUCCACACAGAAUAAGAAACUGUAACAGACAUGAAAACUGUGUGAUCUUCAGAUUAAAGAGGGUGUUGCUUCUGUUGGACUCUGAACUUGUUUUUAUAGGAUAUUUGUAACAAUUUUAUCCUAGAGAUCUGUGACUGUGAUGAUAUGCAAAUCUUAAUGAUCUGGAUCACCAAAAUGUUUCUCCAAAGUGAACAUUGUAAAGCAUAUAAUAUUGUUGGACAAAAAACAAUGGAAUAGACUGGUGAUAUCUUACCGAUAUAAACAUGAUAUUGUCACGAUUUUACAAGGUGCUAUUUUUCUAUGUAUGGUGGGCCCCUGGCUUGGUACAGCUGCUGGUAGAUGAGACCAGGUUUGCAUUUACUUUGUAUAUAUAGAAAUGAUAAGCAAUGGCUGUAGAGGAGGCAAAUGGCCACCUAUGUAUAUUUUUAAACAAUAUGCAGAAUGUCUGUUCUUAUAAGAUAUUAAUGUAUUAUCAUAUCUGUUAACAUGCUGUGAUUGUGUUGUGAAUGUGUGUCACCUGUAUUCAAAGUACAUAUAGAUUCCAUCUUAAACUGGAUCAUUCCCAUUAGUGUUGAGGGGGAAGUGGGUUAAACCUGUUACCCCUCUUCUUAACAGUAGUUUGAUCUAGGCAAAUCCAACUGAUGAAAAAUAGUUUCUUUGCUUAAGUCAUCGUCAUUAACAAAAAAUUAAGUAACAAAUUGGGUAUUAAUGACUGGAACAUAGAUUUAAAAUUGAUGAUAUUGGUGUUACAAUUUGUUUUUAUUCAAACAAGAAUUUUAGAAGUUUGACUACAUGUUUAUUUAUCUCCUACCUCCAAAGUUACAAUGUGUACUGUAUCAGCAUACAGAUAAUACUCAAAACAUUGAUGCUCUAUACCUAUCUUAAAAAAUAAGCCCCUGCCAACAAAUAAACCCUGUUCUUCAUUUUUGCAGAAUCAUCAAUUUUAAAAUAGUAUCGGUAAGCUGAAUGUAGUUCCCAAGAAAGUCCUCCUCAAAAUUAAUAACCUUUUACACAAGGGGCUUGAGGAUAAAUAUGGUAAUGUCAGUUUAAUUUUAAAAUUUAUCCCUGCAAUUUCAUUUAUUAUAAAACCUGUUAAAUUGAAAAAAUGCCAACCAUGGAAAUUUAGUGAACAGACUUAAGUAACAUUUUGUUUUUAAUGCUGUCAACAUUCCAUCACAUCUACUUGUUCUGAACACUCCUGACUCACUACACUGGUAGUCUGAGCAGCUGAUCUGAUACUGUGGAUUAAGGCAUGAGAGAGACGAGAGUGAUUAUUCAUAUAUAGAUUUGUACAAAUUCACUUGUUUGUGUGAACUGUGAGGUACAGCGAGUACCUGUGAAUGAGCCUCUGGGGUUCACAGGGAAUGACUAAUAUCUCGGUGUAAACCUCUCCUGGCCUCGAGUACAGCUGGGAUGGCCAGUCGUUUUUCCCUAUGUUAUGUUAUUUGUUUGCAUGUUUGAUUUUCCACAAUAAGAGAAAAAGAUUAAUACAUCUAGCAAUACAUACAUGAGGCAGACUACACCUGUUCUCUCCGUCGUUAUCAUAAUAUAUCUUUUUUCUGUAUUUUCAUUUGUCUUUAAAAUUCUCAUAAACAUAAGAUAUUUAAAAUUGCAAAUAUACUAUUGAACAAAAUCAAUGAAUGCUAUUUUAAUCAUUUUGUAAAUUCAGUUUUUGUUUUACAUUAUUUUUUCUUGCCUGCAUUUUAAGUGCUUUUACAAAUAAAGAGUCUGCUUAUAAUUAUUAAAGUUCUCACUCGGGUAUUUACUCUGCAAUUCUGACUGCUUGUAUGCAUAUACGGACUUUGGGAAGGGAAUAUAUUUUCUGCAGCCCUUAUAAAUAUCUUGACUGUAAAAUUCAACUACCUGUAGAGGUGUCUUAAAUGUUACAAGUAAAGUCAUAGAAUCAGAGUGUUCUGUGUUCAAAUCAUGUUUCAGCUGAAAUUUUUAAUCAUUGUUCAGAAUUAUUGGAUUAAUAACUAAAAUGGCAGUUUCAUUCCUGUACUGUUUCACAAGUUUCUUUAACGGAAAUAAGAAGUUUGUUAAAACGUUACUAAUGGUAAUAAUAAGACUACAUAUUAAAGAUUUGAAGUUUCACAUCCUGAUUAUGGAUACCAGUAAUUGUAAAAAGAAGCUGCCAGAGACACCUUCUUUAAACAUUUGUGUAUGUUACCUUUACAGAUCUGUAACAAUGCCAAUAUUGAGGUGUUAAAACUAAACACACAUGCAUACUCCCAAGUCCAAAAGUGCAUCUUAUAAAUAACUUUGCGGCAUAUAAACCAUGUAUAUCUGUGAUACACAUAUUUAUACUAUCUAUAUUUAAACCUACCAGCAGGCCAGUCUUCAAACACUGAAUUUAUUACUAAAAUUUCUUAAUUUUUCAAAGAAACCAAACAAACCUGACGUACAAAUUGCACUUUCAAAAUGGCUGCAAGUAGUUUUCUUUUACUGAACAUUUUAUGCUAAGAAAAUCAGAUUCUAGUUGACAUUAUUUUUCUGAAAGGAGAUUUAUUAUUUGUGUAAUGUUUAAUUAAGGCAAAGGAAUCUAUCUACAAUUUUUUUUUUCAAAUUUUGAAUAUUAUGCACUUAAACAUUUGAUUUAAUUGGAGUAAUUUAAUCUGCUAAAUUGUCAACAUGUUAGUUUUAUUGUCAAAUUGUCUUUCAAGUCAUUAAUUCUUUUUAAAUUACUUUGAAAUGUUGUCAUUAUUUGCUGUUGUGCUGUUGUUGGGAGUCUUUUGAGUUUUAUUUGGGAGGUCAAUGUGAGCCUCGUAUUAUUUUCGGCCACUGAUAUCAUGUCUGUUGGACAUGUUUGAGAAGAUAGGGAAUUUUGUAAGAAAUGAACUACAUAUCAUGGUGGAAUAAAAUUGAGCGACUGUGAGCUGU
Ylistrum balloti is the source of this 7971-nucleotide messenger RNA. RefSeq lists its product as uncharacterized. Lineage: Eukaryota; Metazoa; Mollusca; Bivalvia; Pectinida; Pectinidae. Gene Ontology annotation, biological process: negative regulation of actin filament polymerization. The coding region runs from base 44 to 4876 and encodes 1610 amino acids. The record is from RefSeq and is a predicted model, not a curated record. Gene Ontology annotation, molecular function: protein binding. Gene Ontology annotation, cellular component: cytoplasm; cytoskeleton. The transcript has 10 exons.